This is a messenger RNA of Engraulis encrasicolus (European anchovy), 1110 nucleotides long. RefSeq names its product zinc finger and SCAN domain-containing protein 26-like. The transcript is spliced from 3 exons. Lineage: Eukaryota; Metazoa; Chordata; Actinopteri; Clupeiformes; Engraulidae. Bases 142 to 1110 code for a protein of 322 amino acids. The record is from RefSeq and is a predicted model, not a curated record.
CAGCAGCGUCGUGAGGAGACCAUCCUGGCAGAGAUUCGUGGCCUGGCUACACACCUUGGAGAAAGAUAAGCCGGAGGACAGCAUGCAGCGUCGAGGACCGCAGCUACACCGGAGAGUGCCGUAGAGUCGGAGAGUCCACGGAUGGGCCUCCCCACACCAACCCCCCAUCGUCGUCGAAGCACCAGAGAGGAGCCAGCAGACUCGUUUGAUGAGCCGUGGGCGGUUCCUGCUCCAGCGCAAGACCAGCAUGCUGCAGUUCAAGAUCGACCUGCUGCAGCUCCAGCUCAACAAGCGCAGCCAGAGAGGGUUGUGCGCAAGGAGCCCAAGAUGCCGGUGUACCAACAGGGUGAAGACAUAGAAGAUUACCUGCUUCGUUUCGAGCGCAUGGCCAGAACGUGGGCGUGGCCAGAGAGAGACUGGGCGUGCCGCCUAGUGCCACUGCUGACGGGGAAGGCGCUUGCUGCCUACACAGCGAUGGAUGAGGAGAAGUCCAACACCUACAAGCAUCUACGAGAGGCGAUCCUGGAGAAGUUCGACGUGACGGCUGAGACCUACCGACAGCGCUUCAGGACGCCGACGACACCACCAGGAGAGACCCCGACGGAGACGUACAACCGCCUGAAGAACCUGUAUCGGCGCUGGAUAAAGCCAGAGCAGCAUUCCAAGGAGGACAUCGCGGAGACGAUCAUCAUGGAGCAGCUGAUCAACGUUCUGCCGUACGACGUCCGUACCUGGGUGAAAGAGCACGAGCCAAAGGAUGCAAAGACCACUGCAAAACUUGCCAUGCAAUCCCAAACGAAGGGCGGACUUGAGCCCCUACCAGACUUGUGUAGUAGUUUGUACCAGGGUGGGUCUAAAGGCCCCAGGAAGACGCGCCAACAGCGGCGCAUAGCGAAGCAUUUGGGUACCCCGGUGGCUAAACCAGAAACUACUGCUCUUAAAGCUGAUGGGUUGUGGGAGGUGCCAGAGAACAUGGGAGCAUUGCAAACUGGGGAUGUGUCAUUGAAACCUUUGUUUGACAGAGUGAAUGGGAAGGGAGGUGAUCAAUGUGCCAGAAAACAGGUGCUGUGCGGAGAGCGGAUAGAGUACCUCUGCACCCAUUACCUGUGA